AUGAAUCAUAUUAGGGACGACGAACGAAAGGCCCCUCGAACCAAGAUAAAUGUAGGUCUUCGGGCCACAUCUGAAUUCAUUAAAGCAGCGUCAAUAAAUAAGGUCAAAAAUCUCUAUCGAAUACUCAAAAUGUUACGGCGCUGCUCGAAGCAUUUACAGACUCUGUACCGGAGGCAAGGGCAAACCCUCCGGCUGAAGUCUACAGAGGUGCCCAAGGUCUACGGAGCCCUAGCCCAGGCUUCUGCCCGCCUUACCGCCCCGCGGGUAAUUACCGCUGCACAUAACCAAGUUGCUACUAUACACUUCACCAAUCCACUCCUCGCCGAACAGGAUGUCAUGACACCCAGCUUUCCCGACUCCGUGUCGGAAGGUGACGUAAAACUCGACAAAAAAGUCGGCGAUGCAGUCGCAGCCGACGAAGUAGUGCUUGAAAUUGAGACCGACAAGACAGCCAUACCCGUCAUGGCACCCGGUCACGGUGUUAUCAAAGAGUUUUAUGUCAAAGACGGAGACACUGUCAAGGCAGGCCAGAAGCUGUUCCGGUUGGACAUAACCGGGGAAGCCCCGAAAGCGGCUGCUGCUGCUGCACCGGCUCCAGAGCCUCCUAAAGCUGCAGCGCCCCCCCCGCCACCACCGCCACCAGCAGCCGCCGCUGCUCCUCCUCCACCACCCCCACCACCGCAGGCGGCAGCACCUCAAGCGCCACCAGCUCCAAAACCAACUCCCCCUCCGGCUGCCCCAAUUUCCUCAAUUCCAGUUGCAGCGAUUCGUCAUGCUCAGGCUAUUGAAACUGCAACCGUAAAAGUCCCACCAACAGAUUACAGCAAAGAAAUUGCUGGGACGAGGUCGGAACAGCGAGUUAAAAUGAACCGUAUGCGUCAGCGCAUCGCUCAGCGCUUGAAGGAAGCCCAGAACACCAACGCUAUGUUGACCACCUUCAACGAAAUCGAUAUGUCUCAUAUCAUGGCCUUCCGUAAGAAGCAUUUAGAUGCUUUCACCAAGAAGUACGGGGUCAAACUUGGUUUGAUGUCGCCUUUCGUAAAGGCAGCAGCCAACGCAUUGAUGGACCAGCCGGUCAUAAACGCUGUGAUUGAAGAACAGGAGAUCAUAUACCGUGAUUACGUAGAUAUUUCCGUUGCAGUCGCGACCCCUAAGGGUUUAGUCGUACCUGUAAUAAGAAAUGUCCAAAACAUGACUUAUGCAGACAUUGAACUAACCAUUGCUGGUUUAGCAGAGAAAGCCAGGACUGGUAAGCUGACUAUUGAAGAGAUGGAUGGCGGCACUUUCACUAUCAGUAAUGGUGGAGUAUUUGGUUCGUUAAUGGGCACUCCAAUAAUAAAUCCACCUCAGUCGGCUAUUCUCGGGAUGCAUGGUAUCUUUGAGCGUCCCAUUGCUCUGAAUGGGCAGGUCGUCAUCCGACCUAUGAUGUACAUCGCGCUGACCUACGAUCACAGGUUAAUCGAUGGCCGUGAAGCUGUUCUUUUCUUGAGGAAGAUCAAGGAGGGUGUUGAAGACCCCGCGACUAUUGUAGCUGGCCUAUAG
Arctia plantaginis is the source of this 1542-nucleotide messenger RNA. NCBI's taxonomy places the organism in Eukaryota, Metazoa, Arthropoda, Insecta, Lepidoptera, Erebidae. The record is from the annotation of a GenBank genome assembly.